Odocoileus virginianus texanus is the source of this 4944-nucleotide messenger RNA. NCBI's taxonomy places the organism in Eukaryota, Metazoa, Chordata, Mammalia, Artiodactyla, Cervidae. The record is from RefSeq and is a predicted model, not a curated record.
GGCUCGCGACAGCAUUUUGAUCGGGCUGGUCUGCGCCUGGUGGAAAGAGAUCUUCCUUCUAAGGACCCUUUAUGUGAUCCUGAGGAAAGGAUAGAGGCAAGACAGAAUGGUAGCUGAGUGUUUGAGUGAUUGUUCUCAGGACUCAGUGACCUUCGCUGAUGUGGCUGUGUACUUCACCCAGGAAGAGUGGACUUUACUGAACCCCUUUCAGAGAAAGCUAUAUAGAAAUGUGAUGCUGGAAAACUAUAAGAACCUGACCACAGCAGGACAUCAGGCAUUCAAACCCACUUUAAUCUCUUGGUUGGAACAAGAAGUAUUAAAAACUGUGGAGAAAGGAAUCCUCCAAGAAUGGGAAAUGCAACUUACAUCCAAUGACUUGGGAAUUCAGCAGGAUAUUUUGCAGGAAAAAACAUCAAAUAGGGUACAAAUGACACAAAGCCACAAUGGACAGGAACUGUAUGACUGUGAGCACAGGUGGAAAGACUUCAGUGACAGUGACUACUCAUACCUUAGUUCACACAAGAGAACUGAAAAUGGAGGCAAUUCUUAUGAAUAUAAUCAUUAUGGAAAAAGCUUCUUUACUCUGCACAACGAAUCCUUUACUGGAGAAAAAUGUUCCAUGUUUAAUCAGUGUGGAAAAGCCAUCAGGCUGACUCCAGAUACUGUGUACUGGCAGUGUAGCAUACAAGAGAAAGCCUUAGAACACAGAGAUCUUGGGCAAUCCUUUGCUAAUGAGUCUUUUCUUCAGGCACAAAUGAGAGCUCAGAAGAAAAAAAGACAUGACAAUUGGAAUGAAUGUGGGAGAGCUUCCAUUCAGUCAACAAGCCUCCAUGCACAUGCACCAGCUCACACAGCUAACAAACACUACAUACAUGAGGAUUCUGGAAAAUUCUCUGAUGCAGCCCUAAGCCGUAGACGACAUAUAAAAACACACACUGGAGAGAAGCCUUUUCAGUGUGACACAUGUGGGAAAGCCUUUGGAUCAUCCUCAUACCUACGCAUUCACAUACGAAUUCACACUGGAAUAAAACCCUACAAAUGUAAGAGAUGUGGAAAAGCAUUUGUAUCCUCAUCAUACCUUCAAGUUCACAGUCGAAUUCACACUGGAAUAAAACCCUACAAAUGUAAGGAAUGUGGGAAAGACUUCUCUCAAUCCUCAAACCUCACUGGACAUAUGAAAACUCACACUAGAAACCAGGCCUAUAAGUGUAAGGUAUGUGGGAAAGACUUCCAUCGAUCCUCAGACCUCAUUGGGCAUACGAAAACUCACACUGGAGAGCAACUGUAUAAAUGUAAGGAAUGUGGGAAAGCCUUUGGGUCGUCCUCACACCUUCGUGUUCACAGUCAAAUUCACACUGGAAUAAAACUAUACAAAUGUCAAGACUGUGGGAAAACCUUCACUGGUUCCUCUCGCCUUAUUGAACACAUGAACACUCACACUGGAGAGAAGCCUUUUAAGUGUGAAACAUGUGGGAAAACCUUCACUCAAUCCUCAUGCCUUACUAAACAUAUGAAAAUACACACUGGAGAAAAGCCUCUUAAGUGUGACAUAUGUGGGACUACUUUUACUCAAACCUCAUACCUUACUCAGCAUAUGAGAACACACACUGGGGAGAAGCCUUUUAAGUGUGACAAAUGUGGGAAGGCCUUUGCUGCUUACUCAUAUCUUAGUAACCAUUUCAGAACUCACACUGGAGAGAAGCCUUUUAAGUGUGACACAUGUGGGAAAACCUUCGUUCAAUCCUCAGGCCUUUCUCAACACAAGAAAACUCACACUAGAGAAAAACCUUUUAAAUGUGACACAUGUGGGAAAACCUUCAGUCAAUCCUCAUACCUUUCUCGACAUAUGAGGACACACACUGGAGAGAAGCCUUAUAAAUGUGAUACAUGUGGGAAAGGCUUUGGGUUUUCUUCUAUUCUUCGUAGACAUUUACAAUCUCAUACUGGGGAGAAGACUGCUAAAUGUGAAAAAUGUGGGAAAACCUUCACUCGAGCCUCAGGCCUUACUCAACAUAUGACAACACACACUGGAGAGAAGCCUUAUAAGUGUGACAAAUGUGGGAAGGCCUUUGCUGAUUCCUCGUGUCUUACUAAACACAUUAGAACUCACACUGGAGAGAAGCCUUUUAAGUGUGACAAAUGUGGGAAGGCUUUUGCUGUUUCCUCACGUCUUACUAAACAUUUUAGAACUCACACUGGAGAGAAGCCUUUUGAGUGCAAUAUAUGUGGGAAAACAUUUACCACUUCUUUGUCUGUUACCAUGCACAAGCGAAGGCACACUGGAGAGAAACCAUAUUCUUGUAAGGAACGUGGGUUGCCAGCAUCCAAAGUAAAGCAAACUUUCCUUUCCACCAACCUCAUUUGUCUAUUGGCUUUUGAGAAGUCAGCUGCUGGACCCCACAUGGCCUCAGAGGAAACCAAUCCUGGUGGGACCUUGAUGUUGAACUUGCAGACUCCAGGAUUGUUAGAAAAUAUAUUUCCGUUGUACCCCAAAAGCCGGGACUACGCCCCGUCCCGCCUCCCCAUCACUUCCGGGCAUGGGUCCCGCCCUCCAUUCGCAGCUCCGCCCACGGGCGUUGUUUUAGCCUCGGAAUCAUCCUGUGGGAGUGUUUCUGCUUCCAGCCCCAACAAUGAAUCGACCGCAAGACCCCUCACCCGCAACGGUGGGAGAAACUGCAAGUUUUCUCUGCAAUGGCUGAAUUUGACUGACAGUCCUAACCUCAGAACCCCGCCCCGCCACGGCCGAAGUAGGAAGCGGAAGUUGCGUCACUGUCUGAGUCGGUCUUCCGUCCGGCGCCUCCGUGCCUCUGGGAGGACAGGUUUGGUCCGAAUUUUCGAGAGAUCUCCUUGGGCAGGCCUGGCCCCUCUCUCUUACAUCCUUCGGGCCCUAAGGCCCUGCAUUCAUCCAGGUCGUAUGUGCGGUGUUCUUACUAAGGACUCUUUCUGCCUUCCUGAGGAAAAGAUAGAAGCAAACAGGAUGGUAACUGAGUGUUUGAGAAAUUAUUCUCAGGACUCAGUGACCUUUGCUGAUGUGGCUGUGAACUUCACCCAGGAAGAAUGGACUUUACUGGACUGCUUUCAGAGAAAGCUAUACAGAGAUGUGAUGCUGGAGAACUACAAGAACCUGACCACAGCAGGAUAUCAGGUGUUCAAACCCACUCUGAUCUCUUGGUUGGAAGAAGAAGAGUUGAGUACUGUAGAGAGAGGACUCCUCCAAGAGUGGGGAAUGCAACUUAAAGCCAAAGACUCAGGAAUUCAGCAGAAUAUUUUUGGGAAAAAAAUGUCAAAUGGGAUACAAAAGGCGAGAGGCCAUAAAGUACAGGAACUCUAUGACAGUGAGCAAUGUGGGACAGACUUCAGUGACCACUCAUGCCUUAGGACACACAGGAGUACUCAAAAUGGAGGGAACCCUUAUGAAGAUAAUCAGUAUGGGAAAAACUUCCUUACUCUGCACAACAAAUCCUUUACUGGAGAAAAAUGUUCCAUGUUUAAUCAGUGUGGAAAAACUGUCAUGCUGACUCCAGAUAUUAUACCCUGGAAAUCUAACAUACAAGAAAAAGCCUUAGAACACAGAGAUAUUGGGAGAGCCUUUGUUAAUCAGUCUUACCUUCGGACACAAGUGAGAGCUCACAAUAAAGAAAAGCUCUACAAAUGGAAGGAAUAUGGAAAAACUUCUGUUCACUCAACAAGACUUUGUGCACAUGUGCCAACUCACACUGCUAACAAAUGCUACAGAUGUGAGAACUCUGGGAGAGUCUCCACUGCAUCCCUAAGCCAUAGACAACAUAUAAAAACACACACUGGAGAGAAGCCUUUUCAGUGUGACACAUGUGGGAAAGCCUUUAGGUUUUCCUCAUACCUUCUUGUUCACAGUCGAAUUCACACUGGAAUAAAACCCUACAAAUGUAAGGAAUGUGGGAAAACCUUUAGAUUGUCUUCAUACCUUCGUGUUCACAGUCGAAUUCACACUGGAAUAAAACCCUACAAAUGCAGGGAUUGUGGGAAAGCCUUUAGAUUAUCCUCAUACCUUCGUGUUCACAGCCAAAUUCACACAGUAAUAAAACCUUACAAAUGUGAGGAAUGUGGGAAAGACUUCAAACAUUCUCUGCCCUUUAACAUUCACAUGGGAACUCACACUGGAGAGCAACCCUAUAAAUGUAAGGAAUGUGGGAAAACCUUCACUCGAUCCUCAGGCCUUAUUGAACAUAUGAAAACUCACACUGGAGAGAAGCCUUUUAAGUGUGACACUUGUGGGAAAACCUUCACUCGAUCCUCAGGCCUUAUUGAACAUAUGAAAACUCACACUGGAGAGAAGCCUUUUAAGUGUGACACUUGUGGGAAAACCUUCACUCGAUCCUCAGGCCUUACUGAACAUAUGAAAACACACACUGGAGAGAAGCCUUUUAAGUGUGACACAUGUGGAAAAACCUUCACUCGAUCUUCAGGCCUUACUCGACAUAUGAAAAUUCACACUGGUGAGAAGCCUUUUAAAUGUGACACGUGUGGGAAAGCCUUUGCUUCUUCUUCCCACCUUAUUAGACAUCUACAGUCUCAUACUGCACAGAAGACUAUUAAAUGUGAUAAAUGUGGGAAGGCCUUUGCUAAUUCCUCAUAUCUUACUAUACAUUUUAGAACUCACACUGGAGAGAAGCCUUUUGAGUGUAAUGUGUGUGGGAAAACAUUUACCACUUCUUCAUAUCUUAUCAUACACAAACGAACUCACACUGGAGAGAAACCAUAUGAAUGUAAGGAAUGUGGAAAAACCUUUUCUCACUUCUCAAGCCUUUCUUACCAUAUAAAACGACAUUGAAGAAAGGCUAUUGAAAUGUGACAAAUGCGGAAAAGCCCAUCCUGCUUUCUCUUAUCUUAUGAAACAUUUUUUAAAAAAUUUUGGCUGCACCCCAGAGCAUGUGGGACCUUAGUUCCCAGUGAUUGAACCCAAGU